Brachypodium distachyon (stiff brome) is the source of this 1467-nucleotide messenger RNA. RefSeq lists its product as uncharacterized. Lineage: Eukaryota; Viridiplantae; Streptophyta; Magnoliopsida; Poales; Poaceae. The record is from RefSeq and is a predicted model, not a curated record. The coding region runs from base 379 to 1359 and encodes 326 amino acids. The transcript is spliced from 2 exons.
AUUGGGUGGUGCCCCAUGGCGCCACGGUUCUUGGUGAAUUAAGAAACCAUUUGUUGACUCGAUACCCACGAGAUCGAGCCCCUUCCAUUCUUCCAUUUACAUUUGGAAUUCUCCUCCAUCCAUCCCCUAUUCGAUUCUAGUCAGUGUAGUAGUCACCUACCUAGUCAGCCAUGAUCGGAUCUUGCCACGCGCAAUAGUACUACUAAUCUGCUCCUGACACUGCCUAGUUAAUUAGCACAUAUACAAAUUAACCGCGCACUUGCUCUGUCCGGUUGACGGUUUCAGAACCGAGCAAGGGCGACGGCAAAGGAACUCCGACGAGCUAAGCUAGGCUCCAUCCUGCAUUGUCUCAGAUUGGUUAAUUGGAUCGAUCCAUCCAUGGGGUGCAUCUCUUCCAAGAUCCUGACGAGAUCAGGGAGCCUCCAGGAGAAGAAGGCCAGCAGCUACCACGGGUUUCAAAGGAGCAGCAGCCAGCUGAUCGAGGACAUCAUCCUGUCCAGCUCCAACUCCAAGACCAACGGGGAUCAGCCCACGUUCCUCGCCCUCCUCCGUACCACGUCCAGUUCUUCUUCCGCGGCGGCGGCCAGGAAGAGCAGAGUCGACGCCGCGGCCGCCGCCGCCGAGCAGAGCCCUGCUUCGGCCGCGACUCCGGCUGCGGCGGCCAAGAUCGAGACCAUCGACGUGUCCGAGCUGCUCGCCGGUCUCGAGGAAGAAGACGACGAAGAAGAAAGAGAAGAACAAGGUGAGAAUGAUGGUCAGGAUGAUGGCGCGGCGGCGGCCGGGACCAGGGCGAGGAGCUUCCGCACGGUGGAGGACUUCGACGCGCUCGUGAACGAGAAGCCUGAGCGAGACGCGUCCGCGGCACCGCCGGGGCCGCCGGAGAGCGGCUCUUUGGAGCAAGAGGAUCCUCCGACGGCAGCGGCAGCGGCAGCCUCCGGACACGGAGACGGCGCCAUCGCGGGCGCGAAGAGGCGGGCGAGGGCGAGGCAGCUGCGCGAGCUGAGCGCGCAGCCGGAAGCGGCGGCGGGGGGCUUCGACUUCGGCAAGUCCGGGAGCCUGAGGGACUGGCUGCGCGGCGGCGGGCAGAUCUUCUCGCCGGGGUCCUACGUCACGCCCAAGUUCGGCAACGCAACGGCCGUUCGGUCCGAGAAUGCCGGGGAGGAGCACGCGGCGGCGGUGUUUGAUCCGGAGCUGGUGGCGCAGUUGGAGCUGGCCAUGGAGGAGCUGUCGGUGGACGAGGAGCGCGUCAUGAGGGAGGUCCUGGAAUCCCUGGACGCCGGAGAGAAGAAGAGAGAAGAAGCAGAGAGGUUAGACUUGGAGAGGCCCCUCAAGGAUCAGGCGUUGCCAUUGGUGGCUUAACUUGCGAUUAACUAGUCGUCAAUUUGAAUGAUGAUUCUGGCAGUAGGGUUUUACUGUCAUUUGUAAAAGCUUGUAUACAUCAAUGCAUGGUUCGUGCUCGUUUCAUUA